Messenger RNA from Tachyglossus aculeatus (Australian echidna), 3563 nucleotides. It is a transcript of the gene ENPP1, whose product is annotated as ectonucleotide pyrophosphatase/phosphodiesterase 1. NCBI's taxonomy places the organism in Eukaryota, Metazoa, Chordata, Mammalia, Monotremata, Tachyglossidae. The record is from RefSeq and is a predicted model, not a curated record. Gene Ontology annotation, biological process: immune response; regulation of bone mineralization; negative regulation of fat cell differentiation. Bases 19 to 2661 code for a protein of 880 amino acids. The transcript is spliced from 25 exons. Gene Ontology annotation, cellular component: cell surface. Gene Ontology annotation, molecular function: metal ion binding; phosphodiesterase I activity; polysaccharide binding.
ACAGGCCGAGUCCCCGCCAUGGACCCUCCGGCCGCCGCCUCCUCCCCGAUGCUGGCCCCCCUGGAGCUGGGCGACGACCCGCCCCCCGACAAGCCCACCCCAGCCCCCAAGGCCAAGGACCCCAACACCUACAAAGUGCUGUCCCUGGUGCUGUCAGUCUGCAUGCUAACAACGAUCCUUGGGUGUAUAUUUGGAUUGAAGCCAAGUUGUUCCAGAGAAGUCAAAACUUGCAAAGGUCGCUGUUUCGAGAGGACAUUUGGAAACUGUCGCUGUGAUGCUGCCUGUGUUGAACUUGGAAACUGCUGUUUGGAUUAUCAGGAAACCUGUAUAGAACCAGAGUAUGUGUGGAAUUGCAGUAAAUUUCGAUGUGGUGAGAAGAGGCUGCCUAAAAGUCACUGCUCUUGUACUGAUGACUGCCAGGAGAAGGGCGAUUGCUGUAUCAACUACAAUUCCGUCUGUCGAGGAGAGAAAAGUUGGGUGGAAGAAGACUGUGAGGCCAUUAAUGAACCUCAGUGUCCAGCUGGGUUUGAAAAUCCUCCUACACUCUUGUUUUCCUUGGAUGGCUUCAAAGCGGAAUACUUACGCACGUGGGGUGAACUUCUUCCUGUUAUUAGCAAAUUACGAAACUGUGGAACUUACACUGAAAGCAUGAGACCAGUUUAUCCAUCCAAAACCUUCCCCAACCAUUAUAGCCUUGUUACGGGCCUAUAUCCAGAAUCCCAUGGAAUAAUUGACAAUAAUAUAUAUGAUCCCAAAAUGAAGACUUUCUUUUCCCUUGGAGAUAAAGAGACGUUCAAUCCCAAGUGGUACCAAGGAGAACCUAUAUGGCAGACUGCUAGAUCUCAGGGUCUCAAGUCUGGCACGUUUUUCUGGCCUGGAUCAGAUGUUAAUAUUAAUGGAGUUCUUCCAGAUAUCUACAGAAUAUACAAUAGAUCAGUUGCAUUUGAACAGAGAAUUUUGGAAGUUCUUCAAUGGUUACAGCUUCCUGAAGAGGAAAGACCACACUUUUACACUCUGUAUUUAGAAGAACCAGAUUCUUCAGGUCAUGAAAAAGGACCAGUCAGCAGUGCUGUUGUUAAAGCAUUGCAGAGAGUUGAUGAAAUUGUUGGCAUGCUGAUGGAUGGCUUAAAAAAUUUAAAAUUGGACAAAUGCCUGAACCUUAUUCUUGUGUCGGAUCAUGGAAUGGAGCAAGGCAGCUGUAAGAAAUUUGUCUAUCUGAACAAGUAUUUGGAUAACAGAGAUAAUUUCAAAGUAAUCCACGGCCCUGCAGCUCGCUUGAGAAUCUUGAAUGGCUCAGCUAAUUAUGAAGACAUUGCAAGAAAUCUUUCUUGCAUGGAGCCAGACCAGCCUUUCAGACCAUACCUGAAACAGUUUUUACCAAAGCGUUUUCACUUUGUCAACAAUGACAGGAUUGAGCGUCUAACAUUUUACUUGGAACCACAGUGGCAGAUGGCAAUGAACCCAAUGACUAAGAAGAGUUGUUCAGGUGGAUUCCAUGGUUCUGAUAACUUAUUCUCAAGAAUGCAAGCUCUCUUCAUUGGCUUUGGACCUGGAUUCAAGCAUAAAACUAAGGUUCAGCCCUUUGAAAACAUCGAAGUUUAUAAUUUAAUGUGUGAUUUACUGAACUUAAAUCCCACUUCCAACAAUGGGAGUCAUGGAAGCUUGAAUCAUCUUCUGAAUAAACCCAUCUACAACCCACAGCAUCCCAAGGAAGAAAGCCAGCUGACCCAAUGCCCUGUGUCAGAGAAAUCAACCAAAGAAAACCUUGGCUGCUCGUGCGGUGUUUUGGAAAAGGAUUUUCAACCCCAGUUGACAGUAGAAGAAGAAAAGGAGAGCCAAAGGAGCAACUUGCCCUAUGGAAGACCUCGUGUUCUACAAAAGAACAGCACAUUUUGCCUACUCUUCCAAAAACAGUUUGUGACUGGGUACAGCCACGAUCUCCAAAUUCCUCUCUGGAGUUCCUAUACUGUGGACCGAAAUGAUACUUUCUCUGCAUUUCUCUUUUUUCACUGCUUUUACCAAGACCUUCGGAUUCCUCUCAGACCUAGCCAGAAAUGUUCGUUUUAUAAAACUAACCGUCAGCUGAACCCUGGAUUCCUCUUUCCUCCACAACUAAGAAAAACCCUGGGUGAAGUACCCUUUGCAGCUCUAACUACCAGCAAUGUGGUACCCAUGUACCCAAGUUUUCAAGUGAUCUGGAAUUAUUUCCAUCACACACUGCUACCAAAGUAUGCUAGAGAGAGGAAUGGUGUCAAUGUAGUCAGUGGUCCAGUCUUCGAUUAUGACUAUGAUGGGCUGAAUGAUAAUCCAGAGAUGUUAAAACAGAAAAGUACUACACUCACCCCUGAUCAAGAAGUUUUGAUUCCAACUCACUACUUCAUUGUGCUGACAAGUUGUAACGACACUUCCCAGACUUCCUCGCAGUGUGAGGGUCCUUUAGAUAAUCUGGCUUUCAUCCUGCCUCAUAGAACAGAUAACACUGAAAGCUGUGUGCAAGGAAAGCAUGAAUCCUUGUGGGUCGAAAAGCUGCUAAGGCUUCAUGUAGCGCGGGUCAAAGAUGUUGAGCUUCUCACCGGACUGAGCUUUUACCAUGAUCGAAAAGAAGCUGUUUCAGAUAUUUUACAACUGAAGACACAUUUGCCAACUUUUUACGAAGUUUGAAUAUCGAAUAUACACUACAUAUAUGUUUAAGAGGACUCUUCCAUUUCACAGACAUUUACUAGAGAAAGCAUUCUUGAUCCACCAUUGGGGCUGAUCUAUAUGUUAACCUGUUGAUUGGAAGCUGCUGAUCAACGUUACAAUGAGGGACUAUCUCUGCCACACUUGUAUCUCAGGGACACUGAUGAAAGUGAGCCCUUCUCCAAUGGGUGGUCCUGUUGGUUAAAUGCUUGCUUGCCUGUGGAAGAAGAGUCUGUGCUGUUCAAACCCCGGAGGGUACCGGAGAGCCCCUGAUUUAAACUGCUUUUCCACUCCCACCUCUGCUCCCAACGAAGUCAAUUCAGGAUGUUCAGGACUCUGCUCAGCUUGCCCUUUUAGUGCCAGGGUUGCUCACAGAAGCUAGACUAGUGAAUGGGAAUGUGGCAGUCCACACUGAGGUUGGGUUUUGACAAGAGGGAAAAGGUUCCAGUAGUGGGAUGCUACCAAUGUUGGGGUAAGGAUGGCGUUGAUCUUUCAAAACUGGAGUGGAGAACCAGAAAUGGAGCUCAUGCUCACCUCUACUCACUCAACCUUCUAGGGCAUGCCUAGCACUUCUGGAUGAUUAGGUUGCGGGAAGAAAGUCAAGAGGGAGCCUGUUCAUCAAAAGGAUUCUAGUGUUUUUCCCCAGUCCUGUUCUCCAUUCCAGUCCUUCCCACCUUGGCCAAUGUCCUUCCAGACAUCAGAAAAGAUCGUUUUAUUCUUCACAUAACCAAACGUCAUUUCUAAAUUCAUUUAGUCUGUGAUACCACAGAGGUGUUGCCCAGAAACUCCAUCAAUCUGAACCAAAGCAGAAAUGGCAACUGGGACUGGAGACACCCCCACCCCCACCAGUACUCAAUAUUCCCUGAUACCUGCAAGACCACCCC